AUGGCGUCAUCAAGAAAUGUGAAGCAACCUCCCGGCGCAGGAAUGUAUGAUCCUCCCAGCAAACUCCAGUCAAAUACACUGAAGCAGACCUUCUGCGGUUACUUCAGCUACUUGGAAGGAGAGUUACAAGCCCGAGAUGUUGUCAUUGCUACAAUGAAGGCUGAAAAGGCAAAGCAGCUACUGUACCAAGCAAAGUAUGGAAGGUUUGGAUUGGGAGAUCCGUUUUCUGCAUUACAAAGAGAUUCGGAUAACUUGAAGGAUAACUCAUUUGACGAAUCUGCCAUUAAGUCUAUGUACGAUAAUCAGCUGGCACAGCUAGAGAACCUGAUAGCGACACAGAGGAAAGCUCAGCUGAAGAUGAGGGAGCAACUGUCAGCGGCCGAGAAACGAUAUCACAAGGUGUGUAAUGAGUUGGAGGAUGAGAAAAGAAAACAUGCUCAGGACACGGCACAGGGAGACGAUGUGACCUACAUGUUGGAGAAGGAAAGAGAAAGACUCAGACAGGAGUCCUAA
Saccostrea cuccullata (small rock oyster) is the source of this 513-nucleotide messenger RNA. Its product is annotated as CTTNBP2 N-terminal-like protein. NCBI's taxonomy places the organism in Eukaryota, Metazoa, Mollusca, Bivalvia, Ostreida, Ostreidae. The transcript is spliced from 5 exons. The coding region runs from base 1 to 513 and encodes 170 amino acids. The record is from RefSeq and is a predicted model, not a curated record.